Aedes aegypti (yellow fever mosquito) is the source of this 3546-nucleotide messenger RNA. RefSeq names its product putative homeodomain transcription factor (gene phtf). Gene Ontology annotation, cellular component: endoplasmic reticulum. NCBI's taxonomy places the organism in Eukaryota, Metazoa, Arthropoda, Insecta, Diptera, Culicidae. The transcript has 8 exons. The coding region runs from base 171 to 3071 and encodes 966 amino acids. The record is from RefSeq and is a predicted model, not a curated record.
UCUACGCCAGUCAGUCAGUCAGUCACACGUCCUAUAUAGUGUUUGGAUGUAUAUUCGAUUGGAGAAACGGAAACAUUCGACUGUGCUGCAAUCAUAGUUAUAUUUCGAUCCUAUAUCAUAUCUUGAACGUCCUUCGAUUUCCAGAUCACCUCGAUCGUUGGCAGCCGAUUAUGCGCCUAGAUGAGCUGGUAGCGUGGUACCAGAAAAAGAUCGGCACAUACGACAAACAGCAAUGGGAGAAAACGAUCGAGCAGAAGAUAUUGGCCGGCAUCAACCACCUUCCACUGAAGAACACCAAGCUCAAAACCGAACUCAUCGAUGUGGAUUUAGUGCGCGGUUCAACCUUUCCCAAGGCCAAGUCCAAGCUUUCCAUCCUAACAGUGAUCUACCUUGCCGCUUUGAGACUGCUCCUGCUGCCUAUCUAUGCCAAAUGGUGGGUCCAGCAAACUUCGCCGAGGGUAUUCGUUUUGCUGCUUGCCCUGUACAUGCUGCAAAUGAUCAACCUCGGUAUCUAUAGCUAUAAUGUGAACAAGACCGGUGCCGAUCAGGAGGAGCACAUCGUUUCGAUGUCCGAAUUCCUGAUCCCGAUAGCACUGAGCCUGUUACUAAGCGUGAUCCACUCGCAGAUCGUUGCCACCGGGUCCCACAACAACAGUCUCUGCAUGAAGAUGAAGAAAUGCCAGUCCCACUCCACUCUGAAGAAACGCGAACGAAUACGAAGGAAACGGCGAGCUCGAACGACCCAACCUGGAUCGGGAGAGUCGACCACCACCACCACCAAUACCAGUAGACCUUCCGCCGAGAACCCGGAAAAGGUGAAGAUCAAGGGUUUGAAUGGCGGUGCGUCGAGAUCCCCAUGCGGGUCGCCGGCAAGGACCGCUAAAAAGCAAGGGGCUUGCAGCACCAGCAGCAGUACCAGUAGCGAAACAUUGGACAAUCAACUGACGGCAGGCAGGAAACUGGAAGGUGGACGAACGGAUGAAAUUAAGAAUGUGGAUAUGAAGAAAACUGAUUUAGACAAGAGCUCACCGAAGAAAACGACUAACCGUUCGCAACGGUCAAAGACAGAUAACAUGCGUGCUGAUACCUUGGAUAACGUGCUCAACAUUGUGAAUAUAGACGAGGAUGAUGAUACGGUUUUCCUUGAUUCGAGCUGCAAAAAUGAUGCCUUGUCUGGCCCCAAAGUAAUUAUACAUCGCUCUGCAGAACCGUUCCCAGAUGGUUCCCCAUCGCAAGAACCAUCACAAUCAGCUUGCACCCUGCGCAGACGUAAAGUUAACUGGGGUCCUCAAAUGCCCAAUAAUAAUCCAAACGGCAGACCCGUUGCCAAUCUGAACGUGAACCAACCGGAAGCUACCGUUGACGACGACGGCUUCGAAAGCCUGAAUGGAAAGAGUUCCGGUGGAGAAGACAGUUCAAACGCAGGCGGAUCCUCCGAAAUAUAUUACAACAAGAAGCUACCGUACACCAACACUUGGAUAAAUGGCGUCGAUAAGGACACUCGGUCCGACAGUGACACGGACACUCUUCGCAAUACUCCUACUACUAGUCAUGAUCAGUUUGGCCCCAGUUUGACACAAGGGAACUCACAUCCACCAGGAAAACCCCGAAGACACCUCUCAUCCGAAUCGGGUAUUGAAGUUCAACGGCAUGACCGAAGCAAAUCCCCACUGCUACUGUUGGACGACGAUACCACUCAUCGGGGCUCAGCCGAAGCCGAUGUGGAGUCGAAAGGCAGCGGUUUCGACGAGAACCUAGAGUCCAGCGGGGACACCGACGAGGAAAACGAUUUUGACCUCCAGCAAACCGAGUCUAGUCACCAUCUUCAUCAUCAUGUUCACCAUCACAGUCAUCAUCACCUGCACCAUCAGCAUUUGUCAGAAGGUACGGAUUCCAACUGUGAUUUCCAUUUUGCCAGCACCGAUAGCGAAGAAUGUAGUUACAGUUCAGAUCUCAACCAUACGGAUGGUCAAAAUGAACACUCAGAUGACGACUACGAUCUGGAAGACGCCCCAACGAUCAUCCUCAAUCCUCCUUGCGGUGCAACUGAUAGAGUAAGUUGCACAAUUUGGGAUGCCCGCGAAGCCAAGAAGGCGGAAAUGUCCGUUCUGGACAUCUCAUCGGCCAUCAUCGAACGCGUCGAAGCCAUGCCAGAAACGUGCGAUUACGUCUACAUCGGCGUCGUUCUGAGCAUAAUUUUGUCGCUGAUACCGGCAUUCUGUCGAUUAUGUGAUGCGACUGUCGAUUCUUCCAGUACAACCGAACUCAACUUUCUGGAAUUACCAGUCCUACUUCUAGAGAAGGCCUCUUUCUCGUGCAUCGCAAUUCUACGGUUCGCCUUCGGAGAAUCUACAUGGGAGAAAACAGUCCUAGUUCUAGGCUUCGUCCUGAGGCUAUGCUUGACUUACUUGGUGUUUUUCUUGCUAGCCGUAGCAGAACGCACAUUCAAGCAGAGAUUCCUGUACGCAAAACUGUUCUCACACUUAACCUCCUCCCGGAGAGCGCAAAAGUCCGGUAUUCCUCACUUCCGGCUCAACAAGGUGCGGAACAUCAAGACCUGGCUGUGUGUGCGCUCCUAUCUGAAACGACGUGGACCACAGAACUCGGUGGACGUGAUCGUUUCGGCUGCAUUUAUCAUAACACUGCUAUUGUUGGCAUUCCUCAGUGUCGAGUGGUUGAAGGACUCUGUUCAUCUCCACUCGCAAUUCAACUUGGAGGCACUGGUGUGGUCCUGUGCAUUUGGAACGUUCCUGUUGCGUUUUAUGACGCUCGGUACCAAGAUCAACAAAAAGUACAAAAGUGUCUCGGUGUUGAUCACCGAGCAGAUUAAUCUAUAUGUUCAAAUUGAACAAAAGCCGAACAAGAAGGAGGAGUUGAUGAUCUCCAAUAAUGUGCUCAAGCUGGCGGCUGAUCUUCUCAAGGAACUGGAAUCUCCCUUCAAAAUAUCGGGCCUCAGCGCUAACCCGUACCUCUACACCACUGUCAAAGUGGUCAUCCUGUCCGCACUGUCCGGCGUCCUCAGCGAAAUGCUCGGGUUCAAACUCAAGCUCCACAAAAUUAAGAUAAAAUAAACUGUAUUCAUUUUAUCGGUGUUACUAGAAGUGGUAGUAAUUGGUUCGUACUCGCCGUAAACCACUAGGACUCAAGAUUUGCAGCAUUGAUGUACUAGCAACAUCAGUUAUAAUAGUACAUGGUAGAUUAGUUCAAUUCUAGAGCAAUAACUCGAACAAAAUCGAAACAGAGCCGAAUUUAUAGUUUCUCAAAGUACAGUUGGGUACGUACGUACUUGCAUACGUUAGAUCUUAGGUCUUAGAGACUCUGUGAAACUAGAUACUUAUAAUAGCAAAUGUUCUUUCGUGCGUGGAACUUCCUUCCCCUGUCCGAGCGAAUGGAGCCGCAGUAACUGUCGAUAAGUUUUAGGUAGUCUGAUAAAGUGGUAUUUUUCGAUGGACUAUUUCUAUUUUAGGACGCACAUUCAAGGAUAGCGAAUAUGAUUGCGAGAUACUUUAUGUGAGAUAAAUAGAAUGGUAUACAAUGUUAAGGAGA